Gongylonema pulchrum is the source of this 657-nucleotide messenger RNA. The record is from the annotation of a GenBank genome assembly. Lineage: Eukaryota; Metazoa; Nematoda; Chromadorea; Rhabditida; Gongylonematidae.
AUGCGAAUGGCGGCAUUUACUAAGAAGAAGAAGCAGCAGCAGCAGAAAUUGGCAAAAAUGCGUACAGGCUUUGCCAACUCUUCAGCACCAGGCUCCAAUAGCAAUAGAGAUCUGAAUGGUCUUGGCACGACCGGGCAGCCUAUGUCAUCAACAGGCCGCGCCAGUAGUUCAGCUGUAUCCCAAUCGAGCAGUACGUCGAAAACAGAGGCUGUGACGUUUCCUGAAAAAUUGAAAAUCCUACUGGAAAACGAUAAUCGUCUGGUGGAAGGAGGCCUCAAAAUGCCGAAACUACCCGCCCGAGUCAGCGUUUCGAGAAUCUUCGAUGAAAUCUUUUUCGAUCUUCUUAUUGAAUCCGAUUUAUUGUAUCCGAUUGAGAAAACGCGCUAUUUGAGUCUCACGAAAAGCCCGGCAAACGUCAUUCGUUCCAUUGAUAUAACAGGUAUAUUCCAGCCGGUCCCGAUACCAGAGAAAUUUUGCUUGCUUUUGCGCAAUCACUUACUCGCUAUAUGGGAAGAAACUGCGAAAAAUUCUUUGAUCCAGAAAACGAUUACGAGCCGGUUCCUGGAAAGUCGUAACGGUCUUGGCCGAUGUGCCAAGAAAGCACUGCAGUACUUAUUUGCUUUGGAUAUUUUUCUCGUCAUGUCAUGCAAAUUUUAG